Molecule: messenger RNA, 6949 nt
Organism: Asterias rubens (European starfish)
Lineage: Eukaryota; Metazoa; Echinodermata; Asteroidea; Forcipulatida; Asteriidae
Exons: 3
Coding region: 82-1302 (406 amino acids)
Source: RefSeq, a predicted model, not a curated record
AACGUGCAGAAGCGACUGCGCGAUUUGCGCGAUAAACUGCGAGAGUUCGACGACCCUUUUUGCACACGGCACGAUGCUCACAUGCUUCAGGUGGCACACAAGAUGGCGUGGUUAGGCCGACCUCUGAAAUGGCCAGACCCACAGCUACCAUCCCAACAGCCUGUGUUUGGACCACCUCGAAAGAUUAGUGCUCUGAUAUUGGGUGACUCCCUUACUAAAUACUUGCGGGAGAACUUUGACAGUUGCCUGUUGAGCCCAGACGUGCACACUCGUCGAGGGGCAACUGUGCAAAUUCUUCGUCAGUAUGUUAUUAAUAACGCCCAUCAGUUGCAUACUGCUGACGUUAUAUUUUUGCAUGUCGGAACAAAUAACCUUGAACAGGGCUUCCUUCACAGCAACAUCCAAGCCUACAGGAGACUACUUACCACUGUAAGGGAAAACUUCCCCCUUACUGAGAUAGUGGUAAGUGGUAUUUUACCCCGUUCAGAUGAUAGCCGACUUAAUCUAUCUCGGGUAAUGCACAAUAUUAAGCUGGCCAAUAUUUGUCACAAUUUUUCACAUUGCAAGUUUUUAGAUUUCAGUGACAUGUUCCAUGAAUGCCAUCUUGCUAAAGAUGGACUUCAUCUUAACUGGGACGGAAAUUACCUCUUCAGCCGGCUUAUACAGAAGCAAUUAGAGAAAAUGUCAAAACCCAUAGACCCUCGUGGUACACCCCAACCCCAUUGUCCACAUGAGCUGAAGAAACUGGUCCGAACACCGAGGAAGAAAAUCUCAGCGAAAUGCCCAAAGACCAAGCGGUGCAUUGACAUCCCAAAGCCUCCCACAAGUUCCAGUACAACCUCAAAGACAUCGGACACCACUAAGCCUCCUCCUUCUGUCACAACCAAGCCUCCCAAAAUGUCAAGAAAACAGAGGAAGUCAAGACAAGUCAUCGAGGACAGAGAAGGUUUUUUGCAGCUUGGGAGGAGUUUGUCUAGUACCAAACCAGUGAUGUACUUCAUCAAACCUUAUGUGGCUAUGGCCACAAUACGGUAUGAGGAGGUCAACAGCAAUUUUCACCAUUCUCGAGGUGCUUCACACCAACAAGUGCGCCUUCCGAAGGCAGAGACACCUUAUGUUGCAUCACGCAAGCAAGGGAAGAGGCGACGCAAAAGAAAAAAGCAAAUCGUGAAAAGACGGAGGCGGCGAAAAUGGAAGGUACCUUGGGAGGCUUCAGUCAAGUUUUCCUGGAGGAAUGAUGGGCAAAUGGACAACAACAAAACAGGAAGCCAAGGAGGUAACAAUAUGUCAUUGCAGGGGUGAAGCAAUCUCAAGGGGGUUCAAAACGAGCUCGACCCCCUUGUCAGAAAGUUGAGUGUGGUCCGUGCCAAAUUUGCUCAAGAUCCAGUACAAAAUGGACCCAUCUUAGCAUCUUGAGCAACUCAAAGGUUAAACAAUAUUUUAGAACUUACUUGCCACAUUUGAGUGAGGAUGGUUGCAUUUGUAAUGCAUGCAGGCACAAAUUUACAAAAAAAAGUAACAAUCCAGUCUAUACGCCAGAAAAAACAAGAUCUAAGCAAAGACCUCUUUGUUACCUUAACAAAUAUGACAUGUGUUCAACAGUUUCAGUGGCAGAUAGCUCUAUUUCUUUGGAAACUUUUCAAUCCUGUUUUCCAACCAUUGACUGUUUAUUUAUACCAAGCUGUGUUUCUUUGUGCAGUUUACACAAAUCUUUCAUAUACAACAUUCAGUCAAAUGCAAAGUGUGUGGUUUGUGGUGUCAUUCUGGUUAAUUGUAGAAGGUAUGCAUGUACAAAUCUGGAUAUUAACAAUGCAUAUCUGCAACUAAAUAUUUCAAUUGACGAGGUAACAAUUACUACUUUCAGUUCUCUUUGCUUUACUUGCUAUUCUGUGGCUAAAAGGAAAGUAGUACCUGUUACACGUUUGGAGGAUGUUGAGUUAAGUUUAGAGAGUCAUAAAGAAAUGUCACACACAAGAACAGCACUUUGCAUGACCUGUAAGGAAAUUUGUAAGCUAUGCAACAGUCAUGAGGCGUUUCUUCUUGCAGACAUGUACGAUUUAUUUGUAUCUUUACUAAAACUCAAAUGUGGUGAGGCAAGUUGUCUUGAAUCAUGUAAGCGAAGUUCUAGAUGGUUGUUGUCUGGAAUUUUUGAGAUAUUUGGGGACUUGAUAGAAGUGCACAAGAUGUCUACACGUAAAUACAGCACUUUAUUACUUUACAAGGACCUUAAUUUCAGAAAGGCCUUGCAUUUGUCAUGUGCCAAAUUACGGUAUCAUUCUAAAAGAAGUGGGGAUGAGAUGUUCUCUGAAGAUUUUAAACCCACAUUAAAUUCUGAAAGAGAUAUCAAUAAGAUGGCUCUUUAUUUCCUGCCUCAUAUAAAUAGAAAACUCAAGCACCAAUCUGGAGAGAUCACUAAACACUACACACAAAAUCUAAUGGAAACUGGCUCUUUUAACUUUGAUUCCCUGUUCGACAUGAUUGACCCAGAAGUGUGGAAUACUGUUUCUUUGUUGACUGCAAACAACGAUGAGUUAAAAUAUUUCAGUGAAUGUGGAUCAUUGUUUGGAAAUGGCAAGCUUGUUUUCCCAAGCUACUCAAAACCACAUGGAAGACAGCGACGCAACAGAAGAAUAAUUCUCAUUAUGGUUAUGCAGUUCACUUACAAUGAAUCCAACAACUAUCCAUUUCAUAUUGUCAUUGCAAAUUGUGUGAAACGACUUUCACAUUCAUCAAAACUAAUUAAAUUGUUGAAUCAGUCUGGCUUCUGCACUUCUGAAGACACUUUAGAUAGAUUCUUAGAAACCAUAAAACAGCUUCGCCAACAGUCGGGUUUACUUUCUACACUAGAAUCCAAUACUUUUACCAUAGUAAGUGUUGAUAAUAUUGAUGUUCUUGCUAGCAGUGCUGCAGUCACAUCACAGGGUUUAGGAAGAAGUUGGCAUGGAACAUCGGUCAUGGCACAACAGCCAAAACCCUUGACAGAAAAACUCUCCCCCACUGGAGAACUGAUUGACAUUAUUGGACAAAAAUCUUCUCCAAUAACCUCUGACUUUCAAACUGUACAAGUAUAUGGAGAUGGGCGUUGCCUGUACAGAUGCAUUGCAUCUUACAGCAAUUCCAAUAUACUACUUUGUAAACGGAAUGAGGUUGGUAUACCUGUUGAUCAAACUAUGUUCCAUUUAGAGCAGCAAUUUGCAGAUUACUUCAGAUAUUCUGUUUGUCAACAUUUAGAACAACAUCUCGAACUUUUAGAAGAACUUCCAGAGGGAAUUAAACAGGUGCUUUUGGAAUCUUCAAAUGAUCAAUUUUAUUCUUCAUUUUCUGAAAAAGUUGCUGAUGGCAGAAACUCUGGCACCUAUGCUGGUCAUUUGGAGAUGUGUUCUCUAGCAUGUGUAUUACGUACAGAUAUAUGUGUUUAUCAGAAAACUGUCCACGGUCUGACACUAGUUGCAAGAUAUCCCACUAAGCCAAUGUCCAUGUAUCACAUCUGUUUACUGUACCGUCCCGGAUCAAAUGCUAUUACAAGUCAUUUUGAUUUAAUGUAUCAUGGUAGUUGUCGACCAAACUGCCAACUUCUACUUGAUACAAAUGACACAACAUUCAAUAAAUGGCAUGAUGGAGUAAAAGGUUUUGGAGGUUUGAUAAAACCAAAUUUACUAGAUUUUGUUUCGGGUAGUCCACAAGAAGCUAUCCAGAGGACAUGUGAUGACAGGCAAUUGCAUCCUCAGGCUUCUGCUGAUGGUGAGGAAACGAGUAGUUCAUCUGAACGUUAUUUUACACCAUCAUUGAUCAUGGACGCACCCAAAAAACCUUCAGUAAGAAGAAAACUUAGCCCAUCAAAUCUCAACGUUCCUGAAAAAGGACAUUUUGCUACCCCAUUUUUCAAAACUUUCAUUCGUCAACAGUUGUCAGUGAGUACUUUUUUUCCAUCUGGCGAAGAAAAGCUUCAGCAGAAGCAACUUCACUAUGACAUGUUUAUGCACAUUUCAGAAAGAUACGUUUCUGUUGUUGAUGUAACAAAACAUACUGUCCCUGGACUGAAGUGUAACAUGUUACUGCAUUCAAAGGCCCGAUGUGAAAAAUCAAAGUUUUCUUACAUUUAUGUACUCAAUGAGAAAGCUGACUGUGCUCAAACUGUAAAAUCGGUCAUUGGUCUUCUGUAUGACCUUUUCAAAAUUUCAAAAUCCAUUAACCACCUCGUUAUUGCAGGUGAUGGUGCAACAGUUAAGAUAUUGUUGGAUGUAAAGAAAGAAUAUGGUGAAGUAUUGGACUGGGUUAUACCCUAUUUAGGUGAUUGGCAUGUAUUGAAGAACUUUCAAGAAGUUGUAAUGAAAGUGUUUUGGGAUGCCGGCUUAAAGGACAUCGCCAAGUUAACCCACAAAAAUAGUACCUUGAACAAUUUGAAAACUUGCAGUAAUUUCAAAAGAACACAUAGGUUUCUAUUACAAGUUUAUGAGGCAAUUUAUGUUCAUCAAUUCAAGUGUUUUCUGGAUUGUAGAGAUGGAAAAGAUGAAAGUUCCAUCUCUAAUGAAGCUUUCCAUAAAAUUGUCACAAACGUUGUGGAGCAAGUGCAUAUUCAAGGUGAUUUCUGUGAUUAUUUUGAUAUUGAGGAGUUUGUGUCUAAGGUACAUAUGCCACUUCAUGGGUGUCUACCAACUUUGCUUGAUGAAUUCAAUGAAUUUUGUAUCAAAAUGGCUGAGAAGUAUGAAACUUUCAAAUUUUGGAAUAGGUUUCUGAAAGAAGAUUGUUUCUGCUAUAUUCAGUUGUGGAUAGCCAUGCGAACGGGUAAUUGGAAUUUGCGUCUAGGUGCCCUAAAAGAAAUGGGUCCUUUAUUCCAUGCCUUUGAUAGGCAGAACUACUCUAAAAUGAUUCCAAUUCACCUGAGUCAAAUGCAUGGCUUACCAACCUACAUAUUAGACCAUUUCAGAAACGGGGCGUUUGUUUCUAGUAUACGUGGAUUUAACUUUUCAUCUGUUGGGAUAGAUGAAGCUCAUGAAAUGCUGAUUAACAAAGACUGUAAAAUGGCACUGUCUAGAAGCUUACCAACAAACAUGGAAAAAAUUUCCGGAACCUUGGAGUUUCAGGCUCAACUCCUUGACAACUUUCAAAGUCAAUUGUCUGAUUCUAUUUUUAAACCUCUUCAGAGAGAUUUUGCUCCAUCUGUCAUAAUGUCUGAAUUACAAAAUGUUAAGGCAUAUUUUUCAAAGGUUUCCAGUUGUUCUAUGUUCAGUGAAGAUCAAGCACAUACUCUUUACCACCCUUUUGAACACACACCUGCCUCUGCAGUUCAACAGAAAGCUCUACUAUCAUACAGAGAGGUUGGAAACUCAUCUUACGACACUUACGUGCGAUUUAAUAUUUUGAAUGAAACCAGCACUGCCAAACCUGUCAUUAGAAAGCAUAGGCUGAAAACAUUUGCCAAAGACAAAGUAACGAAGAGAACGAUAAAUUACUUAGAAAAGGAAAAAAAAAUGAUUACUCUUUGUUACAAAAGAACAAUCUCAUUUUCUGAACAGCACAACCAGCCUAUUCAUCAGCUUUUCCAAUUUAUUGAAACUCCUCGAGCACUAUGUACUCCUUCAGGCUUGCCGAGCAAAGGGGCUAAGUAUAUUAUGUAUAACCUCUUUGGCAAGAGAUAUUCACAAUCAUUUUCACCUAUCACAGAGAACCACACUUUCCCACCUGGGACCUGUCUAAUUGCAGAAGGAAUGAACAUCAUAUACAUUAAUCCACUGCCUGGUUUUAGAUGUUUUGCAGAAUAUGCUUCGCUCAUUGUGUCAAGAUGGGUAACACCCUUUUUCAAAAAAAAGUAUAAGGAAGUACGAAUUCUCUUUGACCAGGUUUGCUCGCAAGGAAUCUCUCCAAAGGGCUUUGAGAGAGAACGACGAGAUGCUGGCCAAGAUGACGAUAUUGAAGUGUUUGAUUCAAUAACUGAUCAAACACCUCUGCCUCAAAAUUGGUCAAAAUUUCUCAAAGUGCGAACAAAUAAACGAAAGUUAUGCCAAUAUCUGUCUAAUAAGUUAAUAGACAUUGUUUCAGCAUCUUUUCAAACAACAGAUCAAAAGUUUGUCACUUCUGGAGGUUUUCUGUCCAAUGCCCCCGAAAGAACAGAAUGGACAGGCAAAUGUGUUACCUUGGCUGGCAUAUCAUCACACAGUAUCAUUCAUAAUCAUGAAGAAAGUGAUACCCAAAUAUGGUUACAUGUUAAUGAUACAUCAUGCUCAUAUGUUCAUGUUUACUCUGUAGACAGGGAUGUAGGCAUGAUAGGUUUGCCGUUAUCUUUUGAGGGUAAAAUAAUAACAAUUCAGUACAAGGCAUCUGGAACUGAUGACAAAUAUCUAAACCUAAACAUACUGAGAACUGCAUUAAGCAGAGAUUCAGAUCUGGCCCCACUAGUGAAGCAUGGUUGCGAUGUUCACAAAAUAAUGCAAAUGCUAUAUAUUUGCACUGGCUGUGAUUUUGUAUCUUACUUUGCAAGACUUGGAAAGACAACAUUCCUGAAAGUGUUUCUUCAGUUUGCAGAAUUUAUUUCAGGAAGUAGUUCUACUCAAACUGAUGGCCAGUUGUGUUUUGAUGAUGUACAAUUUAACCAUGAUCGAGGGCUUCUUUCGUUUUAUCGAUUGGUUGGUUGUGUUUACUUCCAAGCCAACCGUGCAUCUUUGAAUCAACAUGCUAGUAAUCCUGUAGAACUAUUUGAUAGCAUUCAGUCAUCUUCCAUUGUAGAUCAUCAUUCAAAGUUUCUUUCCAUUAUCCGUAAAGCUUCUUGGCAAGGUGUUUAUGAAGACACUCUUCUUCCUUCCGACACUGCACUGUCUUUUCACUGGCUGAGGUCAUGUUGGGUGAGCCAUGUUUGGGGUAAAUCACUCCAACCAAUUUUUAAUUACCCUGACUUAAACUUAUAUGGAUGGGAGCACAUUCUUGAUUCUGGAGAGGUAACAAUUAAAUGGGA